This is a messenger RNA of Postia placenta MAD-698-R-SB12, 1568 nucleotides long. RefSeq lists its product as hypothetical. Bases 37 to 1380 code for a protein of 447 amino acids. NCBI's taxonomy places the organism in Eukaryota, Fungi, Basidiomycota, Agaricomycetes, Polyporales, Adustoporiaceae. The transcript is spliced from 9 exons. Gene Ontology annotation, molecular function: structural constituent of cytoskeleton; GTP binding. Gene Ontology annotation, cellular component: microtubule; spindle; nucleus. Gene Ontology annotation, biological process: microtubule cytoskeleton organization; mitotic cell cycle; nuclear division. The record is from RefSeq and is a predicted model, not a curated record.
UUUCAAGUGUAGCUUUUCCUCCCACACACCUGAGACAUGCGUGAAGUCAUCUCCCUCCAUAUCGGGCAAGCAGGAGUGCAGAUUGGCAACGCUUGCUGGGAACUUUACACUCUCGAGCAUGGCAUGAGCCCGGACGGCCGCCUGGUUGAUGACGGGCACAAGCUUGACAGCGACCCAUCCACGUUCUUCUCGGAAACCGGCUCAGGAAAAUAUGUCCCGCGAUCGCUAUACGUUGAUCUGGAACCUGGGGCCAUAGACGAGAUCAAGACCACCAAAUUUAGGUCACUCUUCCACCCGGAGACCAUGAUAUGUGGAAAGGAGGAUGCAGCAAACAACUAUGCUCGCGGCCACUAUACCAUCGGCAGAGAGUUCAUUGACCCAGUAAUGGACAAGAUUCGCAGACUCUCAGAGAACUGCUCUGGUCUGCAAGGCUUCUUCGCCUUCCAUUCGUUUGGAGGCGGUACUGGCUCUGGCUUUGGUGCACUUCUCCUCGAGCGCCUCUCCGCGGACUACGGCAAGAAGUCAAAACUACAGUUCGCGAUCUACCCCGCCCCUCAAUUGUCAAGCGCAAUAGUAGAGCCAUACAAUGCGGUGCUCACUACUCACGCAACGCUCGAAUAUUGUGACUGUUCGUUCUUGGUUGACAACGAGGCUAUCUACGACAUCUGCAAACAGAGGAUAGGCGUUUCUCAGCCAGGUUUCACCAACCUGAACAGGCUCAUUGCCCAAGUCGUCUCUUCCGUGACGGCUUCUCUACGGUUUGGUGGUUCUCUGAACGUCGAUCUUGCUGAGUUCCAAACGAACCUCGUGCCCUUCCCGCGCAUACAUUUCCCAGUCGCCAGCUACGCGCCGCUCAUCUCCGCAGAGAAGGCGCACCAUGAGCAGAAUUCGGUUGCUGAAAUGACAUUCGCUUGCUUCGAGCCUGGAAACCAAAUGGUCAAAUGCGCCCCCCAAGACGGCAAAUACAUGGCAUGCGCGAUGCUAUAUCGUGGUGAUGUUGUUCCCAAGGAUUGCCAGUCAGCCUUGGGCGUUGUUAAGACCAAGAAGACGAUCCAGUUUGUUGAUUGGUGUAAGACGGCUUUCAAGCUCGGCAUCUGCAGGGAACCUGCUGUCGCAGUGCCUGGUGGUGAUCUCGCUAGGACGACGCGCAGUCUUUGUAUGUUGUCAAAUACGACAGCAAUUGGCGCAGCAUGGAGUAGGCUCGACUACAAGUUUGAUCUCAUGUACGCAAAGCGUGCGUUCAUUCACUGGUAUGUCGGCGAGGGCAUGGAAGAGGGUGAGUUCACCGAAGCGCGCGAAGACCUCGCUUCCCUUGAAAAGGACUACGAGGAAGUCGGUGCCGACACUCCUGACGAUGAAGCGGAGACCGUCGAAUACUAGAUGGAUCCACUGUUACCUUCCGAAUGGCGACUUCUAGUGCACUGUUUUAUGACCCUAUAUUGUCAUGGAUGUGUCGCUGUGCUCACGUAUCCUUGUGUUGUACUCUACCACACUCCACUAUAGCCUACCUGAGCAUACUAAUACUACCAGCCAAUCAUGAUAUUUACUUAUGGAGCUGAGGCGGUCUA